Molecule: messenger RNA, 291 nt
Organism: Epithele typhae
Lineage: Eukaryota; Fungi; Basidiomycota; Agaricomycetes; Polyporales; Epitheliaceae
Exons: 4
Coding region: 1-291 (96 amino acids)
Source: RefSeq, a predicted model, not a curated record
AUGACGUCGCGCAUCACAGACGACGGAACGGACAAGACUUCCGCGCCCGCGCUGCCUGUCCCCGCGUCGAACGCGGCUCCAGAGCCGUACCAAAAGCACUUCAAGGGGAAGGGUGCGUCGAAGUUCGUUGACCCGUGCGCGGAAGCCUCAAAGGCGUCGAUGAACUGUAUGAACCUUCACGACUACGACCGUGAACAGUGCCUGGAUUACUUCCAGGCCUACCGGGACUGCAAGAAGGCCUGGAUGGAACAACGAAAGGCUGACCGUCGCGCCGGAAAGGCCGUUGACUGA